This is a messenger RNA of Owenia fusiformis, 1152 nucleotides long. NCBI's taxonomy places the organism in Eukaryota, Metazoa, Annelida, Polychaeta, Sabellida, Oweniidae. The record is from the annotation of a GenBank genome assembly.
GGCCGAAUGGUCAAAUGGUCAACCCUUAAAAACGUGUUUGGUUGGUUGGCCGGUACUGUUUCCUUUCAUAAUUAGCGACACGUGCACAUUGUCUUUGAUUUCUGCUACACUUUAAUCAUGUUUUUCCGACAAUUACGCGUUUCAUGUAGUCAUAGCAUUUGGUUACAUAAAAAGAAAUAGGCUGAGAAGAACCAUGCAUUCGCUCAAAUAUAGCAUUAUUUUUAUUUCUCUAAUCAGUUUUGUGAAACUUGGUGAUUUUUCAAAAUGUAAGCGAUGCAAGAGAGAAGUUGAGGGAAAUUCUACAGAGAAGACAUUAUCGUUUCUAGCAGAUGGAGAUCCCCAGGGGUUAUUCGCCACCCCAAAAGUCUUGCACAAAACCUGGAAAUUAUUUGGAGUGAAAUCAAGAUCAGAAAUCGUCAAGAAAGGAAAAUACUUUGUUGAAUAUCUCAAAGAGUUUGGAAUUGAUGCAAGCAGUUUGACAGAUGAGCAGCUGUACCAAGGUCAACCUGUAGAUUUGGGAGAUUAUACGUUUUUUGCGUUUGUCUUAAAAUCUAAGCUUAGGACAGUGACUGAGACAAUGCCGCAUCGACGUGUGAAAUAUUACAAGAACACAUAUCUUAGCGAAAUUGGAUUUAUAGCAACAACCAAAAGACCAAUCAACCUAACAGGAAGAGAAUUUGUAGAAUAUCUCAAAGAGUUUGGCAUUGAUGUGAGCAGUUUGACAGAUGAGCAGCUGUGCCAAGGUCAACCUGUAGAUUUAGGAGAUUAUAAAGUCUUUGCAUUUAUCUUAAAAGCUAAGCUAAGGACAGUGACGGAGACAAUGCCACAUCGACGUGUGAAAUAUUAUAAGAACACAUAUCUUGUAGAAAUGGGAUUCGUAGCAGUUGCCAAAAGACCAAUAGGAAAAUGGAAUGGAACAAUUCCAAUAGGGGGAGGUUUUUUUACCACUAAUUACCUCUUACCUAACAAUGAAUGUGACUUCAUUGAAGAGCCGGAUAUCAUAGAAGGACGUGCAUUGUGGCCAUUUUACAUUGAGAACGGGUUUGGCUACUUUGGGAUGGAUGUAUAUUCCAACAAAUAUGGGCAUGGUACGCUGAAGGGUGUAGAAAUUCAAUCGCAAACUUUCGUAGCAGCAAUAACAAUACGUUUUAC